Xiphias gladius (swordfish) is the source of this 786-nucleotide messenger RNA. RefSeq names its product high choriolytic enzyme 1-like. Bases 1 to 786 code for a protein of 261 amino acids. Lineage: Eukaryota; Metazoa; Chordata; Actinopteri; Istiophoriformes; Xiphiidae. The record is from RefSeq and is a predicted model, not a curated record. The transcript has a single exon. Gene Ontology annotation, biological process: proteolysis. Gene Ontology annotation, molecular function: zinc ion binding; metalloendopeptidase activity.
AUGACUCCUUCUGCCAGCCUGCUGCUGCUGCUCCUGCUCGGCCUCUCUCAGGCUCAUCCUCUCCAAGAGGAAGGAAACGAAGAAGAAGUCCCAGACACCAUUGACAUUACCACUAGGAUUUUGACUUCCAACAACGCCACCAAUGAGAUCCUGCUGGAAGGAGACCUGCUAGCUCCCAGAACCAGAAACGCCAUGGUGUGCUGGUCCAAGAGCUGCCUUUGGAGGAAAGCCUCCAAUGGUUUAGUGAUGAUCCCCUUCACCAUGAGCAAUGAGUUCAACAGCUGGGAGAGGCAGAAAAUUGACGCUGCCAUGAAGUCCUUUCACAGCAGUACCUGCAUCCGCUUCGUCCCCCGUCAGAACGAGUACGACUACAUCAGCGUCGAGAACAGAGCCGGAUGUUUCUCCGCUUUGGGCAAAGAGGGCGGCAGACAGGUGCUCUCUCUCAACAGGCAGGGCUGCCUCUACCACGGCAUCAUCCAGCACGAGAUCAACCACGCUCUGGGCUUUCAGCACGAGCAGACCAGGAGCGACCGCGACUACUACGUCAGGAUCAACUGGGAGAACAUCGACCCGCAGAUGGCCUACAACUUCUACAAGCAGUCCACCAACAACCUGAACACUCCCUACGACUACUCCUCCAUCAUGCACUACGGAAAAACAGCCUUCUCCAUCCAGUACGGGAGGGACUCCAUCACCCCCAUCCCCGACCCUAACGUCCAGAUCGGCCAAAGGCAGGGCAUGUCCUACUGGGACAUCAUGAGGAUCAACAUGCUCUACGGCUGCUAA